AUGAAAGGAAGGCGAGCUCUCUACGACAUCUGCAUGCGCACACUCAAGCUCAACGACUCAUCUUACGGUCUCGUCUCCGCCGUCAUGUCCGUUGUCACCGCCUGCCUGCGCUUCUCCGGCCAGCUCAACAGCGAUCUCCGCAAGCUUGCCGUCAACACGCCCUAUUUCGUCCCUUUGUUUCGAGCUAUAUCUAGUAGGUCCUAUAUCUCCCGAUAUAGUCCCUUUAUCUCCCGAUAUAGUCCUUCUAUUUCUAACAGUCGUUACCUUACUUACUCCGCUAUCUACCGCGGAAAGGUGUCUAUAAAGGAGGUCGAGGACUAG
This is a messenger RNA of Zymoseptoria tritici IPO323, 321 nucleotides long. RefSeq lists its product as uncharacterized. The record is from RefSeq and is a predicted model, not a curated record. The coding region runs from base 1 to 321 and encodes 106 amino acids. Lineage: Eukaryota; Fungi; Ascomycota; Dothideomycetes; Mycosphaerellales; Mycosphaerellaceae. Gene Ontology annotation, cellular component: microtubule; cytoplasm. The transcript is spliced from 2 exons. Gene Ontology annotation, molecular function: GTP binding; structural constituent of cytoskeleton. Gene Ontology annotation, biological process: mitotic cell cycle; microtubule cytoskeleton organization.